This is a messenger RNA of Ilyonectria robusta, 1655 nucleotides long. RefSeq lists its product as uncharacterized. The record is from RefSeq and is a predicted model, not a curated record. The coding region runs from base 263 to 1270 and encodes 335 amino acids. The transcript has 3 exons. NCBI's taxonomy places the organism in Eukaryota, Fungi, Ascomycota, Sordariomycetes, Hypocreales, Nectriaceae.
UGUCUGCGCACAUCUGCUCUCGAUUGGCGCAUGGCGGAGCAAAAUAGUGGCCGUGGUGUUGACGCAUCCAAUUACCAACCGCCGUAUACCCGUAGCAUGGUCGCUGAUGAGCUUGGCCACACGCCGACGCGCACGGGGGCAAAAAAAACUCACGUCAUAUACUCCAGACAGUCGAGCCAUCAUGGAAGCUCUUUGCUGUGGCCCUUGACUCUCAAAUACAUCCAGACCGAAUUUUUCUCCAGUGGGGCAACACCAAAAAAAAAUGGCAGAAAACUACACCUUGCGUAUCACGGCCGGCCCAGGCUACGACGAGGAUGGGCAUGUUCAAGUUCCUGUCAACAUGGCUCAGCCAAUUCGCAUCUCUAGUGACCUCGCCGACAUUGAGCUCAACGUGCGAAUCCAGGAUUACAAAGGACUCCCUCGUGAAUCGCCAGCCACGUCUCCCUACUUCUCCGCCGAGCCUCAUGCCUACAACCAGGAUCAGUACAGCAUCGCGUUCCGUUUCACCGCCAAGAAGCCAGCUGGUGAAGAUGGCGCUGGAAUCAUGGCUACGAACUUGCAGUUCGGUAAUGACUUUGAUCGCCCCAUCCGAGAUCGCCUUCCCCCCGGUUUCAACACAGCCAUGAGCAUUGUCCGGUGGUGGAUUGACCCGGGCCUGGAUGGAGAUGCCUAUGCCGACAAGCCAUACUUGUAUGGGCCCGCUCUAAGCUCCUUCAACACCAUCCAUGUGGGUUCCGGUGAGUUUGACGAGGACAAGGGUGGUCUCUGGUUCGAGGAAGGCGGCGACGAAGCUGGUUUGAAGGCCCGUGAGGAGAUCGGAGCCCCCGAAGACAACAAGGCGCGGAUGAAGUGGGCGCUCCGCGCCGAUAGCAAGGAUAAGUGGGUGUUUGAGUACGACCAGACCUAUGGCCUGGAUUUCUUCAACCCCUAUCUCGACUUUUCCAACCUGGCCUUGAACCUGCCCGGGUUCCAGUUGCCCAUCAUGAAGUACUGGGAUGGCCAAGGCCUCAGAUACGUCUUGAGGAACAAGGAAACAGAUCAGACAUAUCUGGUCGUCCUCUUCACUCUGUACAACAAAGAAUUUGUCAAUGAGGACGGGUCCCUCAAGCCGGGGGCCAAGGAGUCCAUUGCCGAGCAGCGAGAGAUCCCGAUUCCCGAAGAGGAGGGCGAGUACAACGAGGUCAAAGCCCUCAACGAAGCGCGAGACAAGUUCGGGCCCAAGUUUGGCGAGGAGGGGUACGAAAAGACCAGCCCCGACGACGUAGAUUAAUGGCGGGAUCUGACCGGCUUUGACCGGCUUCGACCGGCUGGCUUAUCGGACACAGUGGGAGCGUGCCGGGGCACCGAAGCCCCCGGUGCCCGUUGCAACGUCACGCUGACGAUAUUGGUUCUAAUGGAAUAAUUCUCUGCUUCGCCCAUGUUACCAUGUGACUGCAUAUUUCGUCGUCUACGCAGCCAGGAUCCACCACAAUUGAGUCUGGGGCUGUAGGUCGUAUCCUGGCCAUAGAACAUAGGCGAAUAAGGGGUGGGUGGACAACAUAAAAGCUUCGAAAAGCUAGAUCGGGAUAGUGUUGAGGAACUGAACCAAUUCCAUGGACGCUAGAGUUCAAUGGUACGCCGAGAAUGAGAAUUUCACAACCGCCGUCUCAUGCUAG